UGAUGAUGAUUGUGUGUCGGUUUUCAAUGAAGUAGCCGAUAUUUCAGGCGAGGUAUAACCACCCAGUUUUGGACCGAGCAUUCCUCUUCGACCCUUCGCCAUCCGCUUCCUCCGCAUACCUCCCUCUCUCUCUCUCUCUCUCUAUACAUUUUUUCUCUUCCUCUGUGAGUUCUUCUCUCUCUCUCUCUCUCUCUGUGGGGUUGGUGUUUUUGUUGUCUGGUUUUGAUUCAAGCGAGGUUUCGUGUUCUUGGUUCAGUGGGUUUCGCGCGUUUGUAUUGUGGUGGGUGAUACUGGAUUUGGUUCGUGGGUUGUCGGCUCGCGGAGGAGAUAGUUUCGUGGCUGUGUUGUUUGCUCCAUCAUGACCGCCGCUGGUCAUCCGUUGAUCUCCGUUCAUCCGGACGAGCUCAAAUUCGAUUUUGAGCUGGAAAAGCAAAGCUAUUGUGAUCUUAAAGUCGUAAACAACACAGAACACCAUGUCGCUUUUAAGGUUAAAACAACUUCUCCUAAGAAGUAUUUUGUACGACCUAACACCAAUGUUAUACAGCCUUGGGAUGCAUGCUUCAUAAGAGUCACUCUCCAAGCUCAACAGGAAUAUCCCCCUGACAUGCAAUGCAAAGACAAAUUUCUCCUGCAGAGUACAAUAGUGCCACCAAACUCAGAUGUUGAUGACCUGUCUCCAGAUACUUUCAAUAAGGAUGCAGGAAAAACAGUAGAGGAAUGCAAGCUGAGAGUUGUAUAUGUUUCUCCUAACACAGGUCAAGAAAGUGUGGAAGACAAUACGCUCAAGAGCUCCAGACAAAGUUUUGAUGACUCCACUAAUCAGUCUGUGCAGCAACUGAAGGAUGAGAGAGAUGCAGCUGUUCGGCAAAUGCAGCUCUUGCGGCAGGAAUUGGAUAUGCUGAGGAGACGAAGGCAUCGGAAAAGUGACCCGGGCUUUUCCCUCAAAUUUGCGCUUCUCGUAGCUCUCAUUGGAAUCAUGGUCGGGUUCCUUUUAAACCUAUCGCUGUCUUCACCGGCGGCAGAAUAAAUUCCCAUGAAAGAAAGUAUCGAAGUCCUUGUAAAAUUUUGCUGGCUCUGUUUGGAAGCAAGUUUUGCCCCUGUUUUUUCCCUCUGCUUUCCAUUUUGUACAUUCUAGUGUCGCACAUUCGUGUCUUAUAGGCUCGUUUGUCAGCUAUUUCCCGGAGAAUACCUGACAUUAGUUUGGGUUUUCACCCAUCGAAUGAUCAUCUUUCGAGCUUGUCGAACGGCGUGGGAGCGGAGGUUAUGAAUAAUUUUUCAGUUAA
This is a messenger RNA of Rhodamnia argentea, 1283 nucleotides long. RefSeq names its product vesicle-associated protein 2-1. The record is from RefSeq and is a predicted model, not a curated record. The transcript has 7 exons. NCBI's taxonomy places the organism in Eukaryota, Viridiplantae, Streptophyta, Magnoliopsida, Myrtales, Myrtaceae. Bases 359 to 1027 code for a protein of 222 amino acids. Gene Ontology annotation, cellular component: endoplasmic reticulum membrane; plasma membrane. Gene Ontology annotation, biological process: endoplasmic reticulum membrane organization.